AGGACAAAAGCAGAGGAGUCCAUGAGCCAGCAUGCUGAUAGACUUCCCCCGUUCAACACGCUGCUCUCUAAUCUGCAUGCAGACAACUUCUUUUUGGAUAUUUGGAUUUCUUCUGCAAAACCACGACGUACAAUCUUUCAUCCGACACAGUCGUGUCUGCAUAUCACACGGCACGCAGGAGAGAGAGAUAAAAAGAGAAAACGAGGGAGAGGAAAAGGAAACCGCUUGCCUGCGCAUUAUUCUCUAUAGGAAUUUGCCUCAUUAGGACCAUGACACCUCGGUUACAACGGCUCAGAAGUGCCAAGGGUCACGUUCACAGUUGCCGCGCAAGCACUCAUUCCUGCGCUCAGCUGAGAGACAAAUGGAGAGAUGCAACAAUUUCACUCUUUGAUCAUGCCAGAGCCGGUCUAUGCUGAAUUGUUAGACAAAGGCUGGAAGAGCCCCCUCCUCUUCCACGCUGCAAAUUUGUCCGUGCCUCUGAAUUUCCACUCAUUCUGCCUCUCCGGUCUGUGUUUACCUCCAUCUGCUGAAUUCUCCACCCCUUUCUCUCACUCUCUCAUGUUUCCUCGCUCCCUCCCACAGCUUACCAUCUCUCCUCCCCUCGUGCCUUCAAAGCCAGCCGUCUGCUCAUCACUCCAGGGCAGCUUGCUACAUGAUCUUUCAGAAAACAGCUUCAGCGUCUUUCUCGAGCUGCUCCAUGCGCAAGCUUCAUUAUAAUUUCUUGCCCAGGACUGCAGGAUGUUUCUGUGCUGGCACUGAUUUCUCAAUUUCUCUUCUUGUUUUCCCCUUCCCCUCCCCUGUCCUGAUCUCCUGCCCUCUGACCCUCACCCCUCUAUCCUAUCCUAUUCCUUCCUGUCCCUAUUCCUUCUCUUCUUUCCUUUCUCUCUUGACCAUGUUGCCAUGUGUCCACCGACUCCAGCCAGUCCUUGCCUUGCUGUCCUUUACUUUGUUGACUCCAGGGGAAAACUGUCCAGCCAUCUGCCUGUGCCCAGACCCUCAUACGGUGGACUGUAGCGGGCGAGGACUUACCCGUCUUCCAGACGAGAUCCCCUUGGAUGUGCGAAGGCUGCUGCUGGCUGACAACUGGAUCCCUCGUAUUCCCUCGGACUUCCUAGUGCUCUACAGCGACCUGGUCUAUCUUGACCUCCGUAACAACACGCUCUCCCAUAUUGAGCCGGGCACCCUAAGCACAUCCUCCAGGCUGGUUUUCCUGGACCUCGGCUGCAACAACUUGACCGAGAUCCCCAAAGGGACUUUCGGAGAGACGAGGAGCCUAAUUAAGUUGCGCUUGGGCAACAACCCUUACUUGAGCAUGGUCAACGAAGAUGCUUUCAUGGGUCUUACAUCCUUGCGUGAACUAGAACUGGAACGCAACGCCCUGUCUGGGCUUCAGGUGGGCGCCCUGAGCCAGCUGCCCUCCCUUCGGGUGGUAAGGUUAGAGGGCAACCCAUGGGUGUGCAAUUGCAACUUUGCCAACCUGUUCACUUGGCUUGUGGAGAACAGUCACAAGCUUCCCAAUGGUAUUCAGGGUAUGGAGUGCUCUUUGCCCACGGAUGGACGCCGCGUGCCUCUCAGCCAGCUCUCCCAGGACAGUUUUCGGGAGUGCCAGAUCACACUCACCCUCACCGAUUUCCUCAUCAUCAUCUUCUCGGGCAUCUCCGUCUCUGUGGCCGCCAUCAUGGCCAGCUUCUUCCUGGCUUCCACUGUCCACUGUUUCCAGCGUUGGAGCAAAGGCACUAAAGGAGACGAGGAAGAGAGUGAGGAAUGAAUGGUGAGGUUGGAGCCGAUGACCUUCAGUCUGAUUUAAAGCUGCCAGUCCAUGACAGGAGGUAGCUAAGAGUUCAAUCAAACAGCAUGACUGACCAGACACCAGCUAGAACUCAACCUGAUCUAACAUGGUUGAAGGCGAAAGAGACAGUCAUCCAUGAUCUGAAACAAUCGUUUCUCAUUUGGAUAGACGCAUUAUAGCAACAGCACUAUUAAUAUUACUGGUAUGGACAAAGUACCCCUGAAAUCUAUGGAUAUUUGGUAUGAAAGCAAGCCUUAGUAUGGAAACGUCCAGGGAUUCACAUGUUAAAGGGAAUUUCUAUAAGGUCAUGUCCUCCGGUAGAGUUAUCAGUGUUGUUGAAUAUUGUUGUCCAUAGAGUCUCUUCAUGUAGUCAAUAUAAAGCUAGCAAAAACUGUGCUACUUGUUGAUUGUGCCAAAUUAGCACAGGUAGACAGCAAUGGUUUGGCAAAGCACUGAGGAUUAUGAAAGGCAAGUUAGUUAUUUAUUAAGUCAAGUGUUGCAGUUAUAGUUUUAUACAGCCAAGAAUAUGUGAUGGAAGCCAUUUUUCUUGAAUUUUGCAAGGCUGCAAAACCAAAAAACGUGAGCUUAGAAAGAUCUCAGAAGGCAUUCGCUGAAAUUGAAAGAUCUAGAAUAGAGCUUGAUGUGAAGAACGUGGCAAAUACUGCACUUUAAAAUGCUUCUACCUGAGUUACGCUGGCCCUCAAACCACACGGUGGAAUGGUUCCGCCCAGAUCUGCCAAAGAAUGAGGCACAGAGGGACCGUGAUUUGGAAUAUAGAUUUAUUUUUCUUUAAAUAAAGUCUGUGAUCUUAGCAAGAUUACAUUUAUUUAGUGUAAUUACGGAACUCAAAUAUUUACCCUUAAUGUGACUUCUAAAGACAAUAUCUAUGAGAUAAAUACAUACUACUAUUCUGCAAAUGUCAUUGUGUUAUUCAUGUCUUAAUGGUAUGUUGGCGAAUGCAGUCAUAUAAUGGCUAUAAAGAUUAUUUAGACGCUUGAGCCACAAUUAAAAAUGUACUGUCAUUGCAUUAAAUAACAAAAUAUCAAUCCAAGUGGCAUUUAUUUUAAAGAAAGGUGGUUUGACAUAUUUCAAACAAAACUUUUCGCUAAAUGGCACUCAAACUUAAAGGAGUAUUCCGGGUCAAGCUCAAUCAACAGCAUUUGCGGCAUAGUGCUGAUAACCACAGAAAAUAUUUUCAACUCGUCUCUCGUGUAUUUAAAAAUCAUGGUUACAGUGAGGCAGUUACAAUGAAAGUGAAUGGGGCCAGAGCAAAAACAUAAAAAUUCAGACUGUUUCAAAAUAAUAGCCAGACGAUGGAAACAUUAAACGUUAACAUGAUUUUGCUGAAAUCUCUGUUGUUCUUUUUUAUUUUAGUGUGAUAAUAUUGCUUUUAGUGUUGCGUUGUCAUGGCAACGAAUAAAUAUUUGAUGUAAUAUUACACUGAUAAGGUAAGUGAUUUUAUAACACUAAAAUCAUGUUAACAUGGAUAACAUUUACAUCUGAUGGCUAUACUUUUGAAAUUAUGUAUAUUUUUAUGUUUUUGUACUGGCCCCAUUCAUCUCCAUUGUACUGUAAAUGCCUUACUGUAAACACAAUUUUUUCUUUUUUUUUCAAAAUAAUCGAGGGAAGAGUUUGAAAUAUUUUUUUGUGGUUAUCAAUAUUAUGCCACAAAUGCUGUCGACUGAGCUCAAGUUCCUUAAGCGCCUUCUCCUAUCAGAACCCGGAAUAUUCCUUUAAUGGAACAUUGAUGAUUUACACCUGUGGUUACUCUGCUAGGACACCUGUGUGAACUUGAGGGGAACUGAUUUCAUACAUUCACUGUAAAUCACUUUAGGACCAGUUAGUUAAAAGAAAUCAGAAAAAUGGCUCAAAAAAGUUGGAAAUGUUUUGUUUUCUAAUGCAAAGUGUGGCUUAUAGGUCCAAAAAUUUGGGGGUCAUAAAAGUACAUUCUUGUGUCUUCAGAUUGGUGUCUAGUGUAAACAUACAGUAUAUAACUAAAUGGCAUACAUUUCCACUCAUAUUGUCAGUAUCAUCAGGAAAAUAAUACAUUGCGUGGAGAAAAUGGUUUUGGAAUGUCAGAAAAGACAUUUGAUUGUUUUUAUUUUCCUUUAUAUUUGUACUAUAUGGCCAACAGUAUAUGGACACCCAAACACAAGGGCAUAGAUUUGUCUUCACUGAAAUUAAGGGGCCUAGACAGACCUGUUAAUUAGAACGGAGUGUCCACAUACUUUUGGCAAAGUAGUGUAGUUUGUAUCAGUUUUACUUCUUUAAUAUCUUUAUUUAAAAGGGCUUCAGGUGUCUUUAUCAUGUCAUCAGAGUUAAAUGGAGGUAAUUUUCUAAGGGUUAGUUUAUUUAUGAAAAAAAAUAUAUAUAUAUAUUUUUCCCAAUUUUAAGAAUCGCAAUCAUUUAUAUCUUAAUAUUUGUAGAUAUAUUAGAAUCCCCUGGUCCCACUGUUGCUGUUCUGAGAAUAUGUAGCUAUUGUUUUCCCCAGACUGGUAUCGCAACUUCAUUUUUGCUGUGCAUGAAUUAUUUAUUGGAUCUGCAGAAUUAGGCAGACAGUGUGUUAGCCUUCGAAAAUAUUGGAGAUGGAAAGAAAAAAUUCUUGAUGGAAAUCGAUUUAUAUUUUUUAAUGAGAGCAUUUUUAAAUAAUUCUAUUCUGCUCACACACCUCAACCAUCUUAUUUUGUUGGAUGUAAGAAGCACGUCUGCAUAUUAAUGUAAUGUAAAUGUUCCAGUGUCAGACAAGGUUGACCCAAAUGCACAAUCUGUUCUUUCAAAGCUAGACUGUAGCAUUGUACACUUAAAAAAAAUAUAUAUAUAUAUUUGAGCCUAUUUUUUUUUAAAUAAUUUUUAUCCCCUUUUUUCUCCCAAUUUGGAAUGCCCAAUUCCCACUACUUAGCAGGUCCUCGUGGUGGAGCGGUUAUUCACCUCAGUCCGGUUGGCGGAGGACAAGUCUCAGUUGCCUCCGCUUCUGAGACCGUCAAUCCAUGCAACUUAUCACGUGGCUUGCUGUGUAUGACACCGUGGAGACUCGCAGCAUGUGGAGGCUCAUGCUAUACUCCGCGAUCCACACACAACUUACCACGUGCCCCAUUGACAGCGAGAACCACUAAUCGGGACCACGAGGAGGUUACCCCAUGUGACUCUACCCUCCCUAGCAACCGGGCCAAUUUGGUUGCUUAGGAGACAUGGCUGGAGUCACUCAGCACGACCUGGAUUCGAACUCGCGACUCCAGGGGUGAUAGUCAGCGUCAAUAUUCGCUGAGAUACCCAGGCCCCUAUUUUAGCCUAUUUUGUAAGAUUAACGCAUUUCAAUUUCAUAACAAAAUUCAAUUACAUUGAAUUGUGUAAUGUUUAACUAAAUUAAGUGAAUCAGAAUAUUUAUUUAUGUUUUAUUAAAGAUUACUCAGUUCAGUUUGAUGGAAUUUUGUUAUGAAUUUGAAAUGUGUAAAUCUUUUUAUUUUUAUAUAUAUAUAUAUAAUAUACUAUAUUAAAGUAUUUUAAGUACAAUCAGCAAAAAUCCAACCUGCAGCUAUUUUUAAUUCAAUUCAUUUGAGUUGUUUAGCACUUUUCACAAUAUUGUUCUAUAAAGCAGCUUUAUUUGUCAUAUUGUAUGAUUGGACAUUUUUAAGCAUACUUAAAAAUGUAUGAAUGUCAUUGCAUUAGAUGAGAAACUCUCAAAGCAAUGCAAAUUUAUUGUAGAAAUAUAAUGUAGCACAAGCACUAUUUUUAAGCGAAGUUUUUCAGGUAUCAAAUGAUAAAACAAUAGAUGAACUGUCAAAAAUGAAGACAAGCUAGGACUGUCACUUUAUCCAUUAAAAAUUACCUUAAGAACAGCUAGAUAAAAGUCCUUACAUAAAUUGGUUCAGAAAAGUGAAGUUAGUGCUGAGAAAAGCUCUAGCAUUAUUUGUCUGCCAAUGCUAUUUGUUUUGAUUGUUUAUCUACUUUAUGCAAUAAAAUGCAUACAAUUUUAAGUGUGCAAAAGUGUCCAAAUACUUCUUUGGGCCGCUGUAUGUGUUCAAAUGUAUAGCUGUGUUCCACUGCCCAAAGAAAUCCAAUAUAUGGGUAUACAGUAAAUAUGUAUUUAUAAACACAUACAGGUACAUUCAGUUGUGAGAUUGUGCAGAAAAAUCCUUGUUUGCCAUGACAACAUUUAGAAAAGCAGUGAAACAUUUUGCAUCAAAUAUGCAUAAUCUUCACACUUUCCUUGUGUCUACAAUAGCAGACUUGCUAUUCAGUGAUUUUAAGGGAGUAAAUCUGCAAAAUGCCUUUACUGUCUUGUAAGCACCUUUGGGUUGGCAAAAUUGCACUGCCUGGUUCUUGGUUGAUCUUUGUUCUCCAAAGCAAAUAAUUGUUUCUGAAUUCAGUAUGUGUAUUGUUUGAAAAGAGCCCAGAGCUCCCAGCAUCAGUCAUAUCCUGGACCUGUGUCAUAACUUUCACACUGAGCAAUGUAGUAAAGACAUCUGUGUUGCACUAUGAUAAAAUAGAGUAGUAUGUUCAUUCUCAGUCUUAACUGAACACUGUGUAUACCUAUAGAAAACCAACUACUAUGUAGUUUCAGUAAACAGAAAUAGAACAUAAUGAAAAUGUUUUUUUUUUAUUUUUAUUUUUUUUCUGGACGACCCUAAAACAACAGCAUUCAAUACUUUGAUUUGUUUUUUUAUUCCAUAUGGCAGUGCACUGUUGAUAAAAUACAAUAUCAUAUUAAACGGUAAACAAUUUACAGAGCUUUAAUUUUUACUUAUUUUGUUAUUCUUACUAUUUCUUUAAAGGGAAAUUUCACCCAAUCAUUAAAAUUAUGUCAUCAUCAUUUACUCACCCUCAUGUCGUUCCAAACCCACAUGAUUGUUUUUUCUAAUGCGGAACACAAUCGGAGAUGUUUUAAUGAAUAUCAAGGGCCGCUUUUUCGAUACAAUGGUAGUGGACAUGUCUUUACUUUAAAGUAGGGCUGUCAAUCGAUUAAAACUUUUUAUCAAACAAAUUACUUGACAUGCCAAUUAAUUAAUCAAAGUAAUCACAAUUUAUCUCAUAUAUAAAUAUUUGCUGAGAAAGCCCCUCACAUAACAAUAAUUGAAUAUACUGUAUAAUGAUUAAAUAACUAGUUUUUUUUUGUAAUAUUUCUAAAAAUAAAAUAUAUUCUAAAUAUAAUAAUUCAAUGAAUUAAAAAGCAUUACAUUAUUGUAGCAGACGAGUAAUUGUUAAGACAAUACAGCAAGUGACUUUAGAAGGCAAUAUAUUGUUUAUUUCCAUACUAUUGAACAAAAGCCUAUCAUUGGCCUACAGUCCACAGCAAUCACUUUUGCAAUUGAAUUCGUCAAUUUGUCCGAGACAGAUUUAUUCUAAAGGCUUUUCAAAGGAUGCGUCAAUGUACACUAGCGCCAGACAUACGCUUUUGGAGCAUCUCACUUUAAAAGUAGUCCAUACGACUUGUGCGUCAUUUUCCAAGUCUUCUGAAGGAAAAAAAAAUUCAAGUAAUGUCUUAAUGAAAAUCUUGACUUCCGUUGCACGUUCACAAUGGCAUGCAUGUUCAUGUGAGAACUUGCACUGUUUAGCAAAAAAAAAAAAAAAAAAAUUAUGCAUGCUCCCUCAUCCUCAUGCCUUUUGGAAAGACAUGAGGCAACAUGAUCAUAGAGAAGUCGGCAUGUUGUUUCCAAGAGUUCUGGUACCCUAAUAUCAGCCACGUUAUGCCGACUCACUGACAAGCAUCAUCUCCUAUCAGACAUUUUUGCAUCGGCUCCAGUGUGUUUACCUUCCCCUGUGUUGCGACUGCAAGCACAAUGUGUCAGCAGCGUGGGAGACCUGGGAUGAAAUCCUGCGUUGAAACCAGAAAGUAAUUGCGUUUGCAUUUAUCAGUGACGAGCGUGAUUCAGAGGUUGAAUUUUUCCCUCUAACAAUACAUGGUUAGGUUUAUUUGGGGGAUUUGUUUUGAGGGGUACAGAUUUUUAAAUAUGCAUGCCUCUUCACUGUACUACAGCCUGUUCAGCUGAAAACAAGUCACUUCACAACUUACCACUUACACGCCCAACAACACUUACCACUUUGGCCACUGUGGGGGUGGUUCGCAUUUCAGUGAGCGAAGAAUGACUUUAGCAAAAGAAAGCCAACUUACUGUUUUCGAGAUCAGUCUGCAGGAGGGUGAGUACAUUAUGAGAAAUUUUCAUUUGUGGGUGAGCCAUCCCUUUAAGUAGAAAAUAACUAACAGAUGUAUUAUUUUGAGUGUCACCACAUUUACCUUUCACACAAAGCUUGAUAAUUGACGAGUUUAAUGGAUUUUGUAACAUUAGGGACAAUGAAUGUGAAAUUGGAAAGCACUUUAAGGAGAUACUGCGCUGACUCAACCACAACAGAAUUUCAUACCCCAGUAUGAAUGUUUAUGACGUAAUUCUGUGGGUGAUAAUUAACUGUCAGGUCAUGUCUGCAGUCUGUCAAGAGCAAAGACAACUUAGGUCUGAAAACUUAGUGUCGAAGAAAAUUAUCAAACUAAGGGUGUGAGAACAGUGAUGUUAUAAACUCUCAAACUCUCAAAUAUUCACCUUUCAUUUAAAUACAAUUGAUACUAGCCUACAGUGAGCUCCGAGGUUGUUAAUCGGUGGUAUGCCUCUGUUGAAGCAAUCAGUCCACGUUAUUUUAUCUUAAUAAAAAAACAAAAAAACAAAACGUGAUUAAUAGAGGAAUUUCUGGAACUAAACUAUCCAUGAUCCUGAAGGCUAACAAUCCAACAGUCAGAUAAUUGCAGCAGACAGAGUGAGCCAAAAGAGCCCGGCAGCGACCGCCCAUUGGCAUGACACACUGUGAAUAACGCAAUCGAAUCGGUCUCCCUACAUUCUCAUGUACUUGCACUAAUAUAUUUGUAUACACCUGAAUAUUUAGCAAUAAACUUAAAAUAUAUUGUUUCUGUACUUAAAAUGAACAAUUUUCAAUCAAUAGUUUUAUAUUUUUCCAUCGUUUUUAAUUUGAUUGUCAUUUGCAAUGCUUCAUGGGAUUGUAAUUCAUUCCCUCAUUAAAAACAUGAAGUACACAGUCUUGUAUCUUUUUCUUUUUGUCAGAUUUUCAAAUAUUUUUUAUGCUUCAAAUCAAAGUUUGUAAUGUUGUGAUUCACAUCACAGCUGGUUGGUUCAUGGCUUAGAACUCUUUUAUGAAGGAUUUUAUGAAAUACUUAUGGGGAAAAAAAUAAAUGGGGAAAAUACUUUGGGAACCGAGGUGGCCGAAAAGGUGUGCAUCCACAGUUGCGCUCUAGAUGUAAUAAGUACAACCCUAUCUUAAUGUCAACAUGAAACUGUGUUCACAGUCCAUUUUAGUUCUGUAAUACCAUAAUACCGCUGCUCCCUAUAUUCACAUGACGCAGUUUGCGCAGUCACCCUCACUAUCUUUCCAGCACUAGAAACACCACCGGUUGUCCUUACUCGCAAGUUAUAUGUUAUUCAAGGACCCGAUAGCAGUCCCGGAAC
Molecule: messenger RNA, 9237 nt
Organism: Myxocyprinus asiaticus (Chinese sucker)
Lineage: Eukaryota; Metazoa; Chordata; Actinopteri; Cypriniformes; Catostomidae
Product: leucine-rich repeat-containing protein 38-like
Exons: 2
Coding region: 653-1768 (371 amino acids)
Cellular component (GO): voltage-gated potassium channel complex
Molecular function (GO): transmembrane transporter binding; voltage-gated potassium channel activity; potassium channel activator activity
Source: RefSeq, a predicted model, not a curated record